This is a messenger RNA of Protopterus annectens (West African lungfish), 1786 nucleotides long. RefSeq names its product glucose-6-phosphatase catalytic subunit 1-like. The transcript has 5 exons. The coding region runs from base 68 to 1141 and encodes 357 amino acids. The record is from RefSeq and is a predicted model, not a curated record. Lineage: Eukaryota; Metazoa; Chordata; Ceratodontiformes; Protopteridae. Gene Ontology annotation, molecular function: glucose-6-phosphatase activity. Gene Ontology annotation, biological process: glucose 6-phosphate metabolic process; gluconeogenesis. Gene Ontology annotation, cellular component: membrane.
UUAGACACAGAAAACCAAAUAUUUCCUUCUCUUGCUUAUAGAUUCGAAGGUGAUAGCAGCUGUGAAAAUGGAAUCUAGAAUGGACCUGAUCCAUAGUUCUGGGAUUCAGAUGGUACAGUACCUUCAAACCAACUACAAGGAUUCCCAAAACCUGUUCCUGUUCAUCUCAUUCGCUGCAGAUUUACGAAACACCUUCUUUGUGUUCUUCCCGAUCUGGUUCCAUCUCUGCGAGUCAGUGGGCAUCAGACUCAUCUGGGUGGCUGUGAUUGGUGACUGGUUGAACCUCAUCUUUAAAUGGAUCCUCUUUGGGCAAAGGCCAUACUGGUGGGUCCAUGAAACCUCCUUCUACAGCAACUCCUCAGUCCCAGUGGUUGAGCAAUUCCCAGUUACAUGUGAAACUGGGCCAGGAAGUCCCUCUGGUCAUGCAAUGGGCUCAGCGGGAGUUUACUAUGUGAUGGUCACUGCACUUCUAACCCUCCUGCUUCAGAAACAGCAGCAACAGCUCAAGAAAUGGUGCACUCACAGCCUGCUUUGGAUGGGAUUUUGGGGAGUGCAGAUUUGUGUCUGUUUGUCCAGGAUAUUUCUGGCAGCUCAUUUCCCUCACCAGGUCAUCACAGGGGUAAUUUCAGGUAUGGCAGUAGCAGAAGCCUUUAAUCACCUCCACUUAAUCUACAAGGCAAGCCUGAAGCAAUAUGUCUACACAACUGCCUUCCUGUUUGUCUUUGCUCUUGGAUUUUAUCUUUUCCUGAAAGCGUUUGGUGUAGAUCUUCUGUGGUCUGUGGAGAAAGCGAAAAGGUGGUGUACUGAUGACAAGUGGAUUCACAUCGACACAACCCCCUUCGCUGGCCUCCUAAGGAACCUGGGUACCCUCUUUGGACUUGGGUUAGCCCUCAACUCCCAGUUUUAUGUUGACAGUUGUAAAGGGAAUCAAGGACAAAGACUCAGCUUCAAACUCAGUUGCAUUGUGUUUUCCAUAAUAGUUCUACAUUUAUUCGAUUCCUUCAAACCACCAGCUAAGAUCGAACUUCUGUUUUACUUCUUGUCCUUCUGCAAGAGUGCUGCUGUACCUCUUACAGCUGUAGCAAUCAUCCCGUACUGUCUGUCUCACAUCACAAAUACAGAAAACAAAAAGAGUGUAUAGUUUGGAACAAAAAACUGCAGAAGUAUGCAGUCUAUAUUGACACAGUAAUAAUAACAUGCUCUGAACUGUAGCAGAAUGUAGUUUCAUCUUGGAUGUAAACAUUCAUGUCAGUUGUAGGAGAAAGCUGGACUUAAUGUACAAGCAAGUAACCUUUUACUUUUGGAUACUCGUGGUUUGUUACCGCUGAAAAGGUCAGUUUGCUGGGUUGUGGUACAGUACAACGGGAAUGAUACGCAAGCAAAAAUAUGAACAUCUGAUUCAUCCAAAGUACAGAUCAAUGGAAUCAUUGGAUCUGUACAAAAUGGAAGUGUGAAUGGAGACUGACAGUGCAUAGUUUAAAGAAUGCAUAAAAGGUGUACAUAGCCAUUAGACAAACUUUCAUAUGCCAGUUUUGCAAGAAACAGAAAACCAUGCUGAAAUAACUUGUCAGGCAGACAAACAUACUUCCUGAAAAAAAACAUUUAGGUCUUUCCAUAGGUAUUCGUUGUCUUUACAAUCACAUAUAUGUUAAAAAUUAUGGAAUUUCAAGGGAGGGUUACUCCCAAUCACUUCUUCUCAACAAGCACAUGCACGCAUGUGCACAGAGACACAGGUACACAGGCAGACAGACAGACAGGCACACACACACACACACACACACACACA